UUUGUCUACUCUUGCGUUUUGAGUUAACGGUCUAGAUGGCGAAACGCCAACGUUCAAGAGCGAUUGACAAUGCUCUUUUCGAUGCUGCUGUGCAAAAGGACGUAGAAAAGGCCUCCAAAGCAAUCGCGAAGGGCGCUGACGUCAAUGUUGUAGCAAGAGAUGAGGGAAGGUAUGGUAUUGGAUUGUGGGGAAUUCCAUCUGCUCUUCAAGUAGCGUGUGGUGUGGGAUCAACCGAUAUGGUUGAUGUACUUAUAAGAAAAGAAGCCAAUGUGAAGUAUCAAGAGAAGGGGAAUGGAUGGACAGCUCUACACUAUGCAAGUAGAGGUGGUCAUGUGUCUAUUAUGAAGAGAUUGGUUGCUGCUGGUUGCAACAAACAAGCAACAAACCAUUAUGGAUGGACAGCUCUACACGUUGCUGGUAAUGCUGAGGUUGUUGAUUAUCUGUUGAGUAUUGGUCUCAACAUUGAAGAUCAUGAAAUGGUUGGCCACACACCAUUUCUCACGGCAUGUGGUUAUGGUUGUUUACCUGUAGUACAACGUCUCAUCGAAUCAAAGUGCAACAAAGCAGCAACAACUAAUAAUGGAUCAACAGCAUUACAUCUGAUCUGUUCAUAUCCUGGUCUUACGAAUGACCAUUUAUCAGUUGUCAAGCUGUUGACAUCAUUUGGAGUUGAUGUGUCAGCUAAGGACAAUGAUGGCCAAACUGCAAUUCAAGUAGGAGAAGAAGAGUUGCAGUCAGAUCGGGGAAGUCGCAAAGAAACUCGUUCUGCUAUCAUUUCCCAUCUGAAGGAAUGUAUCGAUAAAAGUGCUGCAGCAGCUGUAAAUCCAUUACCAGAUGUUGUAGAAAGUACAAACAUUGAUGUUCAACUUCCCAGUGCUAUUGAUCGUCUGGGUCCAUCUGUGAAAUCUGAUUACAAAAAUGCUUUGAAAAAGGGAGAGUUACAAAUACUACGAGGAAACAUCGAUAUGUUUGGUGAAGAAGAUGCCGGCAAGUCUUCUCUUGGAGAUUCUUAUUUGGACGAGCCAUUUAUUGAUAAGAGGGAAAGCACGAGAGGAGCACACGUGAAAGUGAUGAGAAUUGGAGGCGGUUCGAACACGGACUGGAAGGAACUGAAACCAGAAGACAAAGAACAGAUCAUUGAUCAAGUUUUGGUCAGAGGCUAUCAUGAGUAUGUUGAAAAGCACCGAGAAGGGGCAGCAGACACUAGAGAAGAAGUAACACGAGACGACGAGGGAGAUUCUGUCAUCGAGCAGACAAGUCAACCAGCCGAACAACAUUCGGCAAGUAUUAGCAACACUGUAGCUUUAGCAACAGAGAGACAGACAACCGGACGGGAAGGCAGCAUCACAGUAUUGAAGAAGUCGCUACACGAUUUUCUGUUCUCCACAGAACUAACUGAGGAGCAAGCAGCAUUUGCAGAUCUACUGCGUCGUGACAAGGCUGAAUUAGAGCAAAGUAAAAUGAUGAUGUUGAUCACAUUGUGUGAUCGCGGCGGUCAAGAGCGGUUUCUGAUGACGCACGCAGCACUGAUGGCAGACAGCAGUGACUACAGUGCAACCGCUUACAUGAUAGUGAUGGAUGGAACAAAGAGUCUUGCAGAUCCCAUACCUCAAUGUUUGUUUCGACCAGAACAAGGAAGCGAACAGUUGGUGAUGGAACGGUUUGGUCCUAAGACGAGACGUGAGCUGUUGGCUUACCACAUGAAUUGCAUCAAGAUGGCUCAUCCAUCAGUGAGUGAGGGUCCUUUUCUCGGUCAGGACUAUGUCAAGCGAGCACCAGUCACAUUUGCAGUGUCCACUCGAGAAGACGAAACAAAGAACAUGGAUCCAAAAUUUUUAGAGGAACAAGAAGAAAUACUGCAAGAUGUGGUGCAGAAGAACAAGUUUGGUGAGCACGUGGUGUUGGCAGAGAAAAAUCCGAAUAAACUGACUUUUCGUGUUGACAACACACGUUCUGGCACCAAGAAUCCUGAUCCGGUGGUGAUGAAGGUGAAGGAGAUAUUUGUAGCAAUGGUACGGUCACUGUGGAGUCAACGACAGGCUAUUCCUUUGCCGUGGGCAGUUCUUGAUAAAUUGUUGGGCAGGGUGUCUCAUCAACUAGCAGGCAAUGAAGGCAAAAUACUCGACAUCGAUGAAGUGUGCGAGUUGGCUCGAAAAUUCUGUGAUAUUUUAACAGUUGGAGAAUGUCGAUCGGCACUGAAAUAUUUGUCGAGUUUGAGCACGAUUGCAUUCUAUUCGAAUGUAAGUGAGUUAGAAAGAAAGGUUUUCACUGAUCUACAAUGGCUGGUCAAUGUCCUCACUGUGUUUGUGACCGUCUUUGAUAAGAAAAACAUUCCUCCACAUUUAUGGGAGGAUAUCAACAAAGUGGAGAACAAAGGAUUGAUGUCUUGGCGUUUGGCUCAGUAUUUGCUAGAGAAAGAAGGGGUCAACGAGAAUCAGUUUGUGGCCAUCCUUCAAGUGAUGCACCUAUUCGACAUCAUCUGUCCCAUGAAUACGUCACCCGAGAUGCCGAAGUCUGUCUUGGCAGUUGGGCAGUCAUUUUUCAUUCCCUGCUUGUUGGCACAAAUAUAUGAGAGGCAGAUGGUAUGGCAACAGAAUGUCGGUUCUACUCGGUUUCCUCCAUCUCUCAUCUUUCGUCCCGAGGGAUUUGAUGCGACUCCCGAGCCGAUCUACUUUCGCCUGGUGUCUCGUUGUGCCAGUGAAUAUGCCCAUCCUCGUCCCAUGCUGAAAAGAAGAUAUGCUGUCUUCCACGUGAAUGAUGAUCUUGAACUCGAUCUGGAACUGGUUUAUCAUAAACUGCGUUACAUUAUUGCUACUGUCUACUUUCCAGAUGAUGAAAUUUGUAUGAAUGAGCUGAUACAACAAUGUAGCAUUACUCGUCAGUUUCUUAUUCGUCAGCUAAAUGAGGUCAAGAAAAGAGGAUUGGAUGGCAUCAAAUUUACUGUUUGUGUUAAACCUCCACCAACCAAAGCCGAAGUAGCUGAUUUAAUAGAUGACGAUUGUCUGGUGUGCAUUGAUGAAUAUCCACAACAAAGAAGUUUGAUAAACCGGAAGAAUGAGCGUGUGCUACGAAAUCAGUUUCCUACCUUGGAUCUCUGGUUUAAUGACGCAAGGAAAGUCUCUGAUGAUGCAAUUGAAUGUGACGCAAGACAACAAGACGAGCCACAGACAAAUGUUGGAAAAGGAGAUGAUGAACAGCAGGACAUAAAAGAACCACUAAAGAAGAAAAGAAAAUUGAUGGUAAAGGAAGUAUCAGGAUACUCGCUUGAUUUUGAUACAGUGAGAGAUGCUGUUGUUAAAUACGGCUGUAACCAGUGGUACGAGAUUGGACUCAAUUUGGGACUAAAAGGUGAUAAUAUUAAAGGAGAAACUCAUGAAAUACCAUUUCCCCCUGGCAAGUUGAUGGCUGUCAUUGAGGCAAAAAGGAGGAAAGAUGGAAAAGUGAAGACAGCUGAGGACUUGUUGAGGGCAUGUCAUCGAAUACCCACACCAAUUGGCAAAGAAGUCGAAGACGAAUUGAAGAAAGAGAGAAAAAGGUAGGCGAGUAGCAACAGGAGGCAAUGAUGGAAGUGAACACAAUUGCAGUAGUAUUGUUGAUAUCACUAUGGUAUAUUGGACAUUUAUAUUUAUCAAAAGAAAAUGUUGUAAAUGUUUCUGUUGCAUUUUAUUAUGAAAUACAAUUGAUUGUUUGAAUGGUGUGUAUAUGAUAUCACUGCAUGUGUCUGUGUAAAUCACUGAUUCG
Corticium candelabrum is the source of this 3741-nucleotide messenger RNA. RefSeq lists its product as uncharacterized. The transcript is spliced from 13 exons. The coding region runs from base 36 to 3539 and encodes 1167 amino acids. The record is from RefSeq and is a predicted model, not a curated record. Gene Ontology annotation, molecular function: protein binding. NCBI's taxonomy places the organism in Eukaryota, Metazoa, Porifera, Homoscleromorpha, Homosclerophorida, Plakinidae.